This is a messenger RNA of Arthroderma uncinatum, 2025 nucleotides long. RefSeq lists its product as uncharacterized. The record is from RefSeq and is a predicted model, not a curated record. NCBI's taxonomy places the organism in Eukaryota, Fungi, Ascomycota, Eurotiomycetes, Onygenales, Arthrodermataceae. Bases 1 to 2025 code for a protein of 674 amino acids. The transcript is spliced from 2 exons.
AUGGGGAAGCAGACCGUCUUUGCAAGACCAAGGGCUCACACGACCACCGGAACCACCAAGCACCAGCAGCCCCACGAAUCGCCUCGGCCCAAUCAGCACAGUCAACGUCUGGCAUACGGCUCUGCUGAUAAUCUGCACAUCCCUGGCAGUGCUAGUUCUCAGCGCGAGCCCAAGAGAAGCUACACAAUCGCCAGCCGCGGCCGUAAUGCUGCCCAUACAUCAAAGCGAUUAAGCCCGAUCGCUGACAAGCGGCCGCCCGCUCGUGAUGCCCUGGGGCGUUCACACCAUCCGCUCAAUGAGCCCCCGUGGAACGAGAUGAUCGGGGUUGCUCUGAGUAGUCCAACCGUGGAUCUAUUCCCUGUGCCACCGCGCACCCAGACUACUCCCGCAGGCAACAGGAGCACCUCCGCACCCCCAAGUAGAAGGGAGCUACACUUUAUGGCGCGUGCCCAAGCUUGUUCUAGCGCGGCACCAAGUACUGUAUCGAGUACCAUAUCCAAUACUGUGACUUCCAAAAAGCCGUCGCUUCAGCGGAAACCAAGUAAAUGGAAGAAGCUCGGAGGCUUGUUUCGCGCAAAGCCCGUCGAAUCUCCCCACAACGAGUUCUUCUAUCAGGUCCAAGUUAACGACAAGCCUCUCCGCCCCGCAAAGAGUCCUAAUUUUCAGCCUCAGAUAUUCACCGGCAACCAAUAUCCAUCCAACUCGUUAGACGCGAUCAAUUCGACCACAAGCCUGGACUCCCGUAGUCAAGCACGCAACGGUCACCAUCGUCACCACCGCCAAUGUACAGCCAACAGUUCAGAUCCCGUUAGCCGCCCGCCGCUGGACUUGUGUCCGUCUUCAAAUAGGUCUCAAUCCUCCAACGAAUCUCCCAAGCCGUCCAAAAAGAGGACUCCUGCCAAGUUGAUUAAGAAUGCUGAAAUUCGAAGGUACUGGAGUACAACAUCUGAUGAGCCAGAGUCGGCACCCGAUCUUCUACAGACCUCGAAAACAGGCUCCCCAUUUCUCUCCGUGGAUAUACCAAACAUUGAGAUGGAGAGAUACAGUGUCAUGUUUGGUGGCCUGAUUGAUAACACAACGCCAUCUUUAUUGGCGAGGAGGAGUAGAGCGUUGAAUAAAUUGAAAAUUCCCGAUAGAGAGGAUGAUGAUCGCCCCUUACCUCCCCCAAGACGUGCAACCUCUCCAGGACCAGGCAAAUCACCAGUUUUUUCGCUAUUCCCAUCUACCCCUACGGAUAAGCAGUCGAAAAUUCUAGGGUCGUAUUGUCUUCCUCGCCAAUCUCACCGCCAGAAGAGAUCCAACACCCAUCCUUCACCCCACAAUCUCUUCGACCGUUGGCAUCACGAUACCAAAGGUGAUCCGGAUUCUCCAAAUGAGUUGAUGCCGCCCUUUUUCGCGGCAGCAGAUGAGGCUAGUGACGGUUCUGUGUAUUCACCGACAAGCUACGAUGCAGAGUCUGAUAAAUACCUCAACCCUGUACGUUUACAAGUCAAUCCCCCAGUUAAACUUGCCGAACCACACUGGGAGAUGGUCACACCAGCACAUAAAACGGGCGAAAAUAAACCGAGAAAUCGCUAUCCACUGUUGAGCCCAACUCCAAGCAUGAAUAUGCCUGUCUCGAACCACCAAGACUGCCAGACGAGCUUCAACUACACUAUAACACCAGCGACCUCCAAUCAAAAUACCGAAAAUCAUUUUUCGACCUCACAUCCUGCUCGAACUGAUUCAUAUCGACCUAGAACUGCCAACUCUCCUCCCACCAUCACCCACAAACAUGAUUUAUCCAUGGAUUCGAUUACUGAUGACCUCCAAAACGAACUCCACACAGCUAAAAUAUCCAUCGCGCGCUCUGUCUCUUUGAGCAAGGGGCAGAAAAAAGUUUUGGUCCCCGUCGGCGCAAGAACUGGGUUCCUGCGACCUGGUGAGCGAUUUGUUGAAAAAUCCGCAGGUAUUCCAACACAACUUGCGGUACAAAAGGGCCAUCAUUACGGAAAGUCGAGAAACGCCCUGAUCGAGAAUGCCUAG